AAAAGGAAGAAGAAAAAAACCUCUCAGCUUUUUAGCCAUUGUCUCCUCUCCCUCUGCUUUCUUCUCUUUCUCGUGGCUUCUCUUCGGACAAAUUUACGAAGAUUUUGGCGGAAUUUUUUGUCUCCGGAUCCGCGAUCUCUAUUCGUUUCUUGUUCGAAUUCACGGGAUUCGAUCGUUUUCGUCGAUCGCCAGAACCAAUCUUCCCCUUCAGUUUCCACCGUCUUUCUUGAGGUGGCAUUAAUCUUUUAUUCAAGAACUAGGGUUUGAGUUUGGAUCUCUCGUAUUGGCGGAGUUGUGAGGGUUUGGAUCCAGCUCUGGAUUCACUCCUCCGGUUUGAUCGGAUUUGGACGGAGGGCUUUUGUUUCAAUGCGGCGGUAGCUGGGAUUUAUUAUUAGCACUCGCUAUCUUUGGGAGGAGUGCGAUUUCUUUGUUUCUUUCUUUCGAGACGGGAGGUUGAGGGCCAAGAUUGUGGUGGUGGAUGUUGGAAUUAUUUGAGCUGGGAAGGGUCCUGAUCGUAAUCCCUCGGGUGAGUUGAUCGUAGUGGAAUCGACGUAUAAGGUUUAGAUUUCUUGUAAUGUAGGUUGGUGGGAUCGGGAAUAGUUGAGCAUAAAAGUUCGGAGAGUUCCUUUUAGGGUUUUAUUUUGUGAAUUUGGAUUUCUCCAGAUUGGGGGAUCGGUUCAUCUUGUUUUGGUUUUGGGAUCAGCGGUGGCAAUCUAAGGUUUCGUCUGAGAGGGUGAUCUGUUGGCAGUUGAUUUUUUGGGUGGAUUUCUUGACGGAUCUUUACUCAUGGAGCAUGUCAUUGGAGGAAAGUUCAAGCUCGGGAGGAAGAUCGGCAGUGGAUCUUUUGGCGAGCUAUAUCUUGGUGUUAACAUACAGAGUGGAGAAGAAGUGGCCAUAAAACUGGAAUCCGUGAAGACCAAGCAUCCUCAACUUCAUUAUGAGUCAAAGUUGUAUAUGCUUCUCCAGGGAGGAAGUAAGUGGUUAAUCUAUAAGCGUAAUCAGUUUGCCUUUUUAGCCAAUGUUACUGAUUUUUUUUUAAAUUUUUUAUUUGUUUUUCUUUUUUGGUGCGUUUGGGUUUAUUUAGCUGGGAUCCCACACCUAAAGUGGUUUGGUGUGGAGGGAGAGUACAAUAUCAUGGUUAUUGAUCUUCUAGGGCCUAGCUUGGAAGACUUAUUUAACUACUGCAAUCGGAAAUUCUCAUUGAAAACAGUUCUCAUGCUUGCUGAUCAGUUAAUUAACCGAGUUGAGUACAUGCAUUCAAGGGGCUUCCUCCACCGUGAUAUAAAACCAGAUAACUUUCUUAUGGGCCUAGGUCGUAAAGCAAAUCAGGUUUAUAUCAUUGAUUAUGGCUUGGCAAAGAAAUAUAGAGACCUCCAAACUCAUAAGCACAUACCUUACAGGGAGAAUAAAAACCUAACAGGAACAGCACGUUAUGCAAGUGUUAACACACAUCUAGGAGUCGAGCAAAGUCGGAGGGAUGAUUUAGAAUCUCUUGGUUAUGUGCUUAUGUAUUUUUUAAGAGGAAGCCUUCCUUGGCAGGGACUGAAAGCUGGCACUAAAAAGCAGAAAUAUGACAAAAUUAGUGAAAAGAAAAUGCUUACACCGGUAGAGGUGCUGUGCAAGUCAUAUCCAUCAGAAUUUAUAUCUUACUUCCACUAUUGUCGAUCCUUGCGGUUUGAUGACAAGCCGGAUUACUCAUAUCUAAAGAGGCUUUUUCGCGACCUCUUUAUUAGAGAAGGCUAUCAAUUUGAUUAUGUUUUUGACUGGACCAUAUUGAAAUAUCCUCAGAUUGCUUCCAAUCCACGAGUGCGGCAACCCAGUGGAAGAACAAGUGGAGCUGUUGGGCCAUCUCUGGACAGGACAGAAAGAACUUCAGGUGUGGUUGAAGCAUUCACAAGAAGAAAUGCUUCAGGUUCUGGUCAUCAUGGUGACCGCUCCAAGUACAGAACGGCAGAUGAUGCAACUAUGCCAUCCAAGGAGACUGCUCACGAACCAGAAAAAAGUCGCCCAUCUUCACGCAAUGGCAGCACAUCAAAGAGGGCUGUUUUUUCCAGCACUCGAGCAGGUUCUUCCCUUGAGCCUAGUGAGCAGCAACAUAGCAGAGCAAACCGGCUGUUUUCAACCAGCAGUAGCCGCCCAUCUAGUGCACAGAGAGUUUUUCAGCCUGGGGUUGAAUCAAGGUCAUCGUCAAUUUCCCAAACUGCAGCUGUGAGAGGUUCUCGUGAUGAACCUCCAAUCCGUAGCUUUGAACUCCUAUCAAUUGGUGGGGAAAAGAGGAAGUAGAGGGAAAAAGCCGGUGGGUAAGAUGCUCCUGCCCCGGUAUGGGGGACUAGCAAUUCUUUGCCAUUUCUGAGUUUUCUUGAGCAUAGCCAAACUUGGCUAUGUUCUGUUGAUAUUUUUUAGUUUUUGCUUGAUUGUGAUAAGAUGUGCUUAUAAAGCAAAACAUCCCCGCCUUGACAUUUAGUCACAGUGUUGCGGGAUCCAGCUAGCCAGUAAUCCACCGAAGACGUAAUCCAGUCAUGGGAGUCUCCGAACAUCACAUUUAAGGUGUAAGAGCACCUUUUUGCUUUCCUGUUGAGGGGAUCCUGCUGUUAUUCAGGUGUAAUACAGCUGAAGUCUUCCAUGGACAAUUGUUUAUGUGAGACUUUCAUCUUCUCAAUAAAAGAAGGAAAAAAAAAAAAUACUCAUCUAUCAUACAUUA
Molecule: messenger RNA, 2701 nt
Organism: Elaeis guineensis (African oil palm)
Lineage: Eukaryota; Viridiplantae; Streptophyta; Magnoliopsida; Arecales; Arecaceae
Source: RefSeq, a predicted model, not a curated record